Messenger RNA from Caenorhabditis remanei, 1146 nucleotides. RefSeq lists its product as uncharacterized. NCBI's taxonomy places the organism in Eukaryota, Metazoa, Nematoda, Chromadorea, Rhabditida, Rhabditidae. Gene Ontology annotation, molecular function: extracellular ligand-gated monoatomic ion channel activity. The transcript is spliced from 7 exons. Gene Ontology annotation, biological process: monoatomic ion transport. Gene Ontology annotation, cellular component: membrane. The record is from RefSeq and is a predicted model, not a curated record. The coding region runs from base 1 to 1146 and encodes 381 amino acids.
AUGAUUUCUCGGGUGUCCACCGUUCUACUACUACUUUUUUGUAGUUUUUUGACGGUGGAGAGCAUUUCCCAAAACGAGCUCAACGAGCUUUCCCGUAAAUUCAAGUACUACCAUUCGGCGGUCCGACCGGCGGCACCGGAUAACUUUGUAUCCGAUCGAAAUGGAACGUUUUUCAAUAUUCCUGUCGAAAUACACUUAUUAGCUACACGUAUUGUUAAUCGCAAUCUUUAUCUGGAAGUAAUAAUCGUCAUGUCCUGGAUAGAUGAACGUCUCCGUCUGCGAGAACUAAAAGAUCGCUUCUCAAUGCCCUCAGAAUACCCGCCAUGGCAUCCAUCACUAGUUUUCUCUCCACCAAUCACCUCAAAAUAUACAACACUCGCGCCAACAACAGGAACAAUGAAUAGCUACAGUACGAUCAAGACUACGGUAGAGUGUCAGACGAACGCGUGGAAAUAUCCAUUCGAAUCGUUCACGUGUACCGUAUCAGUGGCGCCCGAAGGUGAUGAGACGCUUACAGUAACCCAGUUUCAUGAUUUGAGGACGCAUACGCAAAAGUUGCUGACAAACGUGUUUUUGGGUGACUAUCCGCAGUGCAGUCUCGAAUUCAUUUUCCGUUCCGAGUGGCCUCGAGCCCUUUUAUCCUCAUUUCUUCCCAGUAUUCUUAUCGUUUCAUCCGUCUUCUUCGCCCAAUGGAAACGGCGGAAAAUUCAAAUUCUAGUUUCUCUCGCAGCAAUGGUUGGUAUAUUAAUUAUGUUAUGCUCCCAACGACCGUACACCGCCACCACACUAAUGGAUCUCUGGUUAUGUUCGAACUUUAUACAUUCUGUGUUUCUCGUUUUGAUCGAUUUGACACUGCCGGCCAGGAGAGUACGGUAUACACUUAUGGUACAUGUGGAUGAGGAGAAGAAACAGGCGAAUCCCGUCAAGAUUAUGACUAGUUCCGACACCGAACACACUGGCCCACUUCGAUUCGUCAACCAUGUCAUCGAUUAUUUGAUGAAAAAAGAGUACAAGCCGAGGACUACGGUAGUCACCGCGUGUCCGGGACCGACACCAAUUCAACGUCAAAUCACUACUGCCAUGUUGGGAAAUCGCAAGCGCGGCGCCCUUUUUUGUAUUCUCAUCUCCUAUCUACUAUUUUGCUGA